UGAUCAUACAGCCAUGACGCUCAAACUCAAGCGGACGAGCCAUUCCCCUUCCCCAUUUUCAUGGGAAGCUCUUACCCCACCACGCGCGAGCUCUCCAAAUGCACCUGAAGUUACUGGUCUUCCUCCGCCGCCAACAUCAUGGCUUUCUGCCCGCGACAUGAAAAUAUUUGGUGCCCAGCCGCUACGUGCUGACAUUGGCGUCGUGCGUUGUACAGAAUGCGACAAGCCUAUCUUACGGAGCGCGAUUUCCGAACACAUCAACAAUUGUAAUGACAUUCGUUCAGGGAAGAAAUGGGUCAAGGGCAAACCGGCAGAUAGCGAAGUUGAGCUGAAGAAAGGCAAGAAGCGGGCUGCAGAUGGCGAGGAAGGGGAUGAAGUUGGCGAGCCGUCUAAGAAGAAGACCAAGAUCACAAAGGGGCGUACUAAAGGCCCCGUGGACUAUAACAAGCAGUGUGGAGUGAUCAAUGAUAAAGGCCUCCCGUGCUCGCGCUCGCUCACGUGCAAAGCUCACUCCAUGGGUGCGAAGCGCGCUGUUCAGAAUCGCUCGAAGGCGUAUGACGAGCUUUUGCUCGAGUGGAACCGUGAGCACAACCCUAACUGGGUGGAGCCGGUAAAGAAGGAGACGAAGGCAGAGAAGAAGGAGAAGCGCGAGAAGGAGAAGGCGGAGAAGAAGCGGCUUGCACAGGAGGCUGCAUUAGCAGCUGGACUGGAAGGGAAAGGCAUGCCGAAGAAACCUGGCAGGAAGGCGAAUACGUCUGGCACUGCUGCCACGCAACUGGACAUCGAUGAGGCCGCGGAAAACUUGGAUGACCUAGACUCAGAAGCAGAGGUCGACUCGUUGGUGAAGGCCGUGCAGAGUGCGCAGACGCGCGGGAUUAUUGGAGUGCCACUGGCUGUCCCAUCCUCGGAAAGUUCGUGGUUUGUAUUACGGAGGGAGCGCCUACGAAACUGUCGAGAACUGCUUGCGAGUGCGCUCGUUCCAUCCAGCGGACGUAGUAGCAUCGCAGCGACUGUCUCUAGCAUGACACUGGGGUAGAUAUGGCACCACCGUGACCACUCCUGUUCCAUUUAUUUCAUCUACAGCAUAUUACUCACGGAUUACUGGGACAUUUCACUGUGCCAAUUAUUUGAUAUAUUUCUCUAGCUAUCAUUAUUGUCAUCUUUAGCACACGUGUAGCAGUAGAACCUCACGAAGUUCACGAAUAGCUUGUCAGUCUCUCAUUAACUGGGU
Molecule: messenger RNA, 1231 nt
Organism: Suillus clintonianus
Lineage: Eukaryota; Fungi; Basidiomycota; Agaricomycetes; Boletales; Suillaceae
Product: SCA7-domain-containing protein
Exons: 3
Coding region: 14-1036 (340 amino acids)
Cellular component (GO): SAGA complex
Source: RefSeq, a predicted model, not a curated record